Triplophysa rosa is the source of this 1389-nucleotide messenger RNA. RefSeq names its product homeobox C1a (gene hoxc1a). The record is from RefSeq and is a predicted model, not a curated record. Gene Ontology annotation, cellular component: nucleus. NCBI's taxonomy places the organism in Eukaryota, Metazoa, Chordata, Actinopteri, Cypriniformes, Nemacheilidae. Gene Ontology annotation, biological process: regulation of transcription by RNA polymerase II. The transcript has 2 exons. Gene Ontology annotation, molecular function: DNA-binding transcription factor activity, RNA polymerase II-specific; RNA polymerase II cis-regulatory region sequence-specific DNA binding. The coding region runs from base 8 to 859 and encodes 283 amino acids.
AGAGUUCAUGGGCGGCGGGGACACAACUUCACUUUUCAUUAAAGGCUAUCAUGCUACGGGAGUAAUGCGCCUGCAUCAGGACCACGGAGCUAAUACUGACGUUCGAACCAGAGAUGGCAACACCGGGGCGGAUUUUCUUCAGUAUCAUUUUACGCAUCUCAGUGCCACGGCCACAGCCGCGUGUUCAAAGCCCUGUGAAGACCCCGGCCAUACAAACUCGACCAGACGCCCCUUCCCCCAUAAUCAAGAUUUCUAUAGACCAGUGCACCCUAUUCGACCCCAAGCCCCCUCCUUCCAAAGCUGCGAACAGGGUCUUUCCAGAACGGGCUGCUCGCCUUCCUCAGACACUUUGAGAACUUUCUCCGGUGCGCACUGUGGCCCAGUCAACACACACCUCGAUGGCCCAAGACAUCAUCAAGCAGUUGAGGACAAUAGCAGAUACGAGACUCUAAACACGUUAAAUGAGACAUGCCAAAGCGGAAAGACAUUCGAUUGGAUGAGAGUGAGGAGGAAUCAGCCACGUGCAGUCAAGACACAUUUGGUGAUAUGCUCGGACCCGGAGCCGAAGGCGGACCACGCACGAGAUCCUGAUGAGAACUGCGCGAGCGGACAGACUGUCAGCGGACUCACGCGAACCAAUUUUACCACCAAACAACUCACAGAACUAGAGAAGGAAUUUCAUUUCAACAAAUAUCUGACUCGUGCCAGACGGGUGGAAGUGGCCAACACUCUCCAUCUAAACGAAACUCAAGUAAAGAUCUGGUUUCAAAACAGACGCAUGAAACAGAAGAAACUUCUACGUGAGGGCCUAGUUCCAGGAUUUCUGGUGAUUUCUGGUUGUGAUGAGGAUCUCCUCUGAAAAAACAAGAUUGUUGGGACUGGACACUCACCUGCAUAUUAUGAAGCGAGUAAACAUUUUCAUAAGAGUGACAAUUCUAAAAACGAUCACAAAUAUUAUUUCACUCCGCAAAUUAAAGAUGCCCAAAAUUAUUUUCAAGCUUAGGAAAUUAAAAUAUUAACGAUUCUACAACAAUGGAAAUAUAUAUAUAAGGGAAAUUCGCUCACCUGUUGAGGCCAGAUGAUUAAAAUGGUUUCAUCGAAAUGCACUUUAACUUUUUCAGGACUUAAAACUAUAAAUAAUUGUUUUAUUGCCAUAAACGUAAUUAUAAUCAUAUCACGUUGAACCUGCUACUGUUAUUAAAGAUCAGAAAAAAGCGAAGACCAAGCGAAUUAAGAUCAGUGUUGUAUCUUACAGGCCAUAAUCAUCGUCUUUUUUCAAAUUUGGUAACCUGCAAAUAAGUACUUGAUUUCCUAGAAACUGAAUUUCUGAAUGCACCCUUAAUUUAAAAACGAUAAAAUACAAUCUGAAAGUAACCUAUUUUUAGACAA